AUGACUCGCGCGACGACGUCCGUCGUGACGCGCGCGCGCGCGCGUCGGCACUUCGUACGUGACCGCUCGCGUCAUCACGUCGUCGCCGCGAGCGCGUUCGCGUCCAAGAAACGCGCGGUGGAGCUUCUCUUUGCGCGCGAGCUCACUUCUGGCGCCACGAUGCUCGUCGAACACGCGCCGCCGAGAACGAGUGCGUUCCGAUCGCGCGUCGCGUUUGGGAUCAUUCGCGAUGAUUUGGAUGGUACGCCCCGUUUGGCGCGGAUAUCCGAGCGCGGGGACGCGGAAGAGGACGAGCUCGCGCUCGAUGGCGUCCCGGGCGUGCGGGACGGCGCUUCCGCGUUUGCGGAAAUCUUAAGGCUCGACGGUGGCCCGUGGGCGAGCGUACGAGAGAGUAUACGCGCGGUGAACGUGUUGUCGAUCCGGGACGGGACGGAGAUUGUGCUCGCGUCGACGCACGCGAGGGAGACGUUGGAUGAGGACGAGUGGCGGACGUUUGCGGAGACGGUUAGAGCGCGAGACGAGCGCGUGGUCGGCGUCGUGUGUAAGCGGAAGAAGAUGCCGAACGCCUUGGUCGGGGAUAGAGAUUACGUCGUGGAGAAGAUGGGGCUUCCGAACGAGCGAACUGUUCGAUUGAUCCAUCGAGAGGGUUCAUUUAGUAAUCCGAACGGCGACGUCGCUGAACAGACGGCGAUACAUCUGUGCGAUUAUUUCGACGCGUUGACGCGCUCGAGCGAGGACGAAGAAUACACAUUCGUGGAGCUCUAUGCGGGGUGUGGGAAUCACACGGUAUGCGUGGCGCCAUACUUUGCGAAACGCGGCGCGUAUGCAGUGGAGGUCGACGCCAACCUCGUCGAGGCGGCGCGCGAGAAUUUCGCCCUCAACGGUCUGAGCGAGAACUUCGCCCGAGUCGUGUGUAUGCCCGCAGAAGAGUGGGUACGCUCGGAAGAUGCUCGCGCGAUCUCGGGCGAGGCUGGGCGCGUCGCGCUGCUCGUUGAUCCUCCGCGCGCGGGCUUGGAUGCGCGGACGUUGGAUUUCGUCACCGCCAGCGCAUUCGACGUCGUCGUGUACGUCGCGUGCGAUCACUCGAGCUUACGACGCGACGUGGACGACCCCGAACACGGGUUCGAGGCUCGCGGGUACGAGAUGCGAACGCUCGCGGUUUUCGACCACGCGCCAACGAGCGCGCGUUGGAUCGAAGUCGUUGCGACGUUCCACCGAAAGUCGAGCGCGAACGCGAGCGACAUCUAG
Messenger RNA from Ostreococcus tauri, 1248 nucleotides. RefSeq names its product Uracil-5-methyltransferase. NCBI's taxonomy places the organism in Eukaryota, Viridiplantae, Chlorophyta, Mamiellophyceae, Mamiellales, Bathycoccaceae. Gene Ontology annotation, cellular component: cytosol. The transcript has a single exon. Gene Ontology annotation, molecular function: rRNA binding; tRNA binding; tRNA (uracil(54)-C5)-methyltransferase activity, S-adenosyl methionine-dependent. The record is from RefSeq and is a predicted model, not a curated record. Gene Ontology annotation, biological process: RNA processing. The coding region runs from base 1 to 1248 and encodes 415 amino acids.